Xiphias gladius (swordfish) is the source of this 1084-nucleotide messenger RNA. RefSeq names its product transcriptional and immune response regulator a (gene tcima). Gene Ontology annotation, biological process: negative regulation of Notch signaling pathway; endothelial cell activation involved in immune response. Lineage: Eukaryota; Metazoa; Chordata; Actinopteri; Istiophoriformes; Xiphiidae. Gene Ontology annotation, molecular function: Notch binding. The record is from RefSeq and is a predicted model, not a curated record. The transcript has a single exon. Gene Ontology annotation, cellular component: cytosol; nucleus. The coding region runs from base 190 to 492 and encodes 100 amino acids.
GCGUCCCGGCGGCGCAAACCUCCCACAGCAGCUCCAUAAAUACGCACGGGCUCCGCUCUCCUCACUCACUCAAGCGACGAGCCGCUCCUUCGGAACAGUGCUAACCUAACAACUCAGCCUCACCGAGUUGGAGGGCAACACUUGGAGCAGAACAGCACACGACACCCGCCGGAGACACAAAGAGACACCAUGUCGACCUACGUAUCCUCUGAAUGCCGCCGGGUCAGUCCCUCCGUCCACGGCAACAAGUUUGACACGGCGCACCGCAAGAAGGCCGUCGCCAACAUUUUCGAGAACGUCAACCAGGACGCGCUGAUGAGGCUCUUCCAGAAAACGGGCGACAUGAAGGCGGAGGAGAGAGUCAGGAGCAUCUUCUCCUACACCCAGGACCCGGAGGAGACGGCCCGGGCCCUGAUGGCUCUGAAGCAGCGAAAGAAGGACAAGUUCCUCCAGAUCGCGGGCAUGGUCCGACAGCUGCUCAACCUGCGAUGACUGUGUCUCGCCAGUCUUUAACUGCCUGUGUUUCUCUGUCGGCUCAUGUGUGAGCCGAAUGUGAAAACACUCCCAAUUACUGGGUUACAGCCGCAGGUGCGGCUCGCCUGUCGCCCGGAAGGGCCCGUCAGGUGCGGAGAGUGCGCAGCGAGCCGCCCGGAGGGCGUCUUGCAGCUACUGUGGCCUCAGGGACGGAGGCGACGACGGAGAGUCCCGCCUGGAGCGGACGGAGCAAGAUGAAGUGACUGGGAAUACGGAGGGCAUUCGCGUCUUCCUUGAGACUUGAAUUCAUGAAUGCAUUCCAGUGGAUGCAUGACUGUGAAGCAGCACCCUGUACAGUUGCACAUCACUGCGUUGACGCUGGUGCAAAGCUGCAAUAUGUGACUUUAUAGUGCCGAAGAACCUGCCUACAUGAAUGCCUGUCCUGAACACAUGCCUUUUCUCUCAGCUUCACUUUGUUAUAUGAACACUAUUCAUUAGUGGCCACUAAUGUGUUAUUGUCACAAAAUUCUUAUAGCACAAUGAUUUGCAUUUAUUAUGUUCCUUUGUGUGUCAUUUUUAAUAAAUUAUUGGAUUGCAUACAAAAGCUGAA